UUUUGAUUGGCUGAGGGUGGAGUUUGUAUCUGCAGGUUUAGCGCCACUGCAGGCUGAGGCUGUGGAGAGUGUGCGGCUCCAGGUGGGCUCACGCGGUCGUGAUGUCUCGGGAGUCGGAUGUUGAGGCUCAGCAGUCCCAUGGCAGCAGUACCUGUUCACAGCCCCAUGGCAGCGUUACCCAGUCCCAAGGUUCCUCCUCACAGUCCCAGGGCAUAUCCAGCUCCUCUACCAGCACAAUGCCAAACUCCAGCCAGUCCUCUCACUCCAGCUCUGGGACACUGAGCUCCUUAGAGACAGUGUCCACUCAGGAACUCUAUUCUAUUCCUGAGGACCAAGAACCUGAGGACCAAGAACCUGAGGAGCCUGCCCCUGCCCCCUGGGCUCGAUUAUGGGCCCUUCAGGAUGGAUUUGCCAAUCUUGAAUGUGUGAAUGACAACUACUGGUUUGGGAGGGACAAAAGCUGUGAAUAUUGCUUUGAUGAACCACUGCUAAAAAGAACAGAUAAAUACCGGACAUAUAGCAAGAAACACUUUCGGAUUUUCAGGGAAGUGGGUCCUAAAAACUCUUACAUUGCAUACAUAGAAGAUCACAGUGGCAAUGGAACCUUUGUAAAUACAGAGCUUGUAGGGAAAGGAAAACGCCGUCCUUUGAAUAACAAUUCUGAAAUUGCACUUUCACUAAGCAGAAAUAAAGUUUUUGUCUUUUUUGAUCUGACUGUAGAUGAUCAGUCAGUUUAUCCUAAGGCAUUAAGAGAUGAAUACAUCAUGUCAAAAACUCUUGGAAGUGGUGCCUGUGGAGAGGUAAAGCUGGCUUUUGAGAGGAAAACAUGUAAGAAAGUAGCCAUAAAGAUCAUCAGCAAAAGGAAGUUUGCUAUUGGUUCAGCAAGAGAGACAGACCCAGCUCUCAAUGUUGAAACAGAAAUAGAAAUUUUGAAAAAGCUAAAUCAUCCUUGCAUCAUCAAGAUUAAAAACUUUUUUGAUGCAGAAGAUUAUUAUAUUGUUUUGGAAUUGAUGGAAGGGGGAGAGCUGUUUGACAAAGUGGUGGGGAAUAAACGCCUGAAAGAAGCUACCUGCAAGCUCUAUUUUUACCAGAUGCUCUUGGCUGUACAGUACCUUCAUGAAAAUGGUAUUAUACACCGUGACUUAAAGCCAGAGAAUGUUUUACUGUCAUCUCAAGAAGAGGACUGUCUUAUAAAGAUUACUGAUUUUGGGCACUCCAAAAUUUUGGGGGAGACCUCUCUCAUGAGAACCUUAUGUGGAACCCCUACCUACUUGGCUCCUGAAGUUCUUGUUUCUGUUGGGACUGCUGGAUAUAACCGUGCUGUGGACUGCUGGAGUUUAGGAGUUAUUCUUUUUAUCUGCCUUAGUGGGUAUCCACCUUUCUCUGAGCAUAGGACUCAAGUGUCGCUGAAGGAUCAGAUCACCAGUGGAAAAUACAACUUCAUUCCUGAAGUCUGGGCAGAGGUCUCAGAGAAGGCUCUGGACCUUGUCAAGAAGUUGUUGGUAGUGGAUCCCAAGGCACGUUUUACGACAGAAGAAGCCUUAAGACACCCGUGGCUUCAGGAUGAAGACAUGAAGAGAAAGUUUCAAGAUCUGCUGUCUGAGGAAAAUGAAUCCACAGCUCUACCUCAGCCUUCUACUAGUCGAAAGCGGCCCCAUGAGGGGGAAGCUGAGGGUGCCGAGACCACAAAGCGCCUGGCUGUGUGUGCUGCUGUAUUGUGAACUCCGUGGUUUGAACAUGAAAGAAAUGUACCUUCUUUCACUCUGUCAUCUUUCUUUUCUUUAAGUCCGUUUUUUAUAAUUUGUAUUUUAAUUAUGGGAAUAAUUGCUUUUUCACAGUCACUGAUGUACAAAUAAAAACCUGAUGGAACCUGG
Molecule: messenger RNA, 1874 nt
Organism: Piliocolobus tephrosceles (Ugandan red Colobus)
Lineage: Eukaryota; Metazoa; Chordata; Mammalia; Primates; Cercopithecidae
Gene: CHEK2
Product: checkpoint kinase 2
Exons: 15
Coding region: 102-1721 (539 amino acids)
Biological process (GO): mitotic DNA damage checkpoint signaling; protein phosphorylation
Cellular component (GO): nucleus; cytoplasm
Molecular function (GO): protein binding; protein serine/threonine kinase activity; ATP binding
Source: RefSeq, a predicted model, not a curated record